GAAUGUAAACAACGCUUGACAUUUGUCCACGUACGUCACUUUUCCUGCGGGCGUAUUUUCAUUCGCAAAUUGUUUUCAUAACAGUUUCACAGUGCAUCUGGCAAAUUCCGCAAAAUCACCCUCUAAUUAUGGGAGAUAAAUCGGGCAAUCCCUACGAUAUGGAUGGUUCAUCCUUCGACGCGGAUCGAUACCUACAGAAACUGCUUAAAGAAUGUUCCCUCAAGCAAAUCAUGGACACCGAGGCAGCAAUCGUGCGCCAAACGCAAACCCUGCACAGCGACAUGCAAACGCUCGUCUACGAAAACUACAACAAAUUCAUCUCCGCCACCGACACCAUCCGCAAGAUGAAGACCGACUUCAAGUCGAUGGAAACGGAAAUGAACCUCCUGAUGGCCAACAUGAACUCAAUCACCGAGUUUAGCGAACGGAUUACGGACACACUGCAAGAAACCCGCUCCCAGCUAACGCGUCUCUCCGGCAAGCAUCAGCUGCUGAAGAAGCUACAGUUUCUAUCCUCCCUGCCAGCGAAGCUGAAGACGCUUAUAGAGGAAGAGAAUUACCAGCAAGCGGUGCAGGAGUAUUCACACGCCCAGAAAGUAUUACAACAGUACGGCCAGCAGCCAUCCUUCCAGGGCAUACAGGAGGACUGUAUUAAGAUACUGGACGAGCUGAAAGAGCGGCUGAAGGGAGAGUUCCGGCAAACGGGCAAAUCGGCCCAAUCGCUUACGGAAAUCGGUGAACUGUUGCUUCAGCUUGGCGAACGACCAUCGACCCUCGCAAAGGAAAUGCUCGAGUGUGCCUCGAAGCGGCUCCACGAACAGAUCGUUGUCCUGCAGGAUCAAACCGAUCGCGAUAUGAUCGAGUUUAUAGACCUGGGCAUCGAGGGAUUCCUGAAGGACCUAACGCUCGUGAUCAGCUCUUACAACGACAUGUUCCUGACGAAGCACCUCGAGCAGGAAGCGGACGAUUUCGAGCAAUCGGCCCGGGUCGAUCUGAACGCGUUCGUGAACCGUAACGUGGACGAAUAUCUCGCGCUGGUACAGGACCGGGCCGAGCUGGAAAUCGGGCACGGCGAUUCGCAGAUCAUUCUGCGCGGACUCGAUCGGCUCCACCGCCGGAUGACCGCCAUGAGAACGCUGUGCCGUGCGGUCGAUAUGAGCAAAUCGGGCAUCGACAUUAUCGUGAACGCGGCCCAACAACUCUGCCAAACGCAUAUGCGCUCGCUGAAGGACCAUUUUGCGGACAGCCUUAGCUCGGUGCGGUUAGCACUGGUUUCGGCCUCCAACAACACAACCACCACCCCGGGUGGAUCGUCCGCUUCGUCCGCUUCCCAGGCGGGUGGUGGACAGGGCAGUGCAAGUGGCGGCGGCGGUGGUGGUGGUGGUGGUGCUGGCAGCACAACCACACCCGGAUCGACUGCCGGACUUCGGGAGCUAAUCUCCAACCUUUACAUCUCCACCAUCGAGAAGGUGAAAGGAUUGAUGCAGGAUUUGCUCAUCUUCCUGCAGCCCGAAUGGUCUUUCAACCUGAAAGGUGACCCGAAGGGUGUCCAAUGCAUUGAGGGAAUCCGGGAAAAUCUGCUCGUCGCUUUCCUGCGCCACUUUUGCACCACGGUCAACGGGUACGGGAAUGUUAAUUCGACCGCACCACCAACCCUGCUGCUGGUGCUUUCGAAGGUAUGCCUCGAGAUGGAUCGGGCCGGCGUCCAUUCGCUUACCUCGCUGGUCGACGAGCUGUACCAGCUGGAUGCCGAACGGAGCGGUUCGCUCGUGCACGAAUCCGAACUCUGCACGGAAAUGCGUGACUCUGCCCAGCUGCUGCUCGACUCGUACGUACGCCUGCAAGGGCUUCACCUCUCGCAAAUGCUGCGGAAAAGCGUGGAAACGCGCGACUGGCUCAACUGCCUGGAGCCACGCUCGGUCCGUGCCGUUAUGAAGCGUGUCGUGGAGGAAAUAUCGGCCAUCGAGGUUGUGCUCGGCGAGCUGUACGAUAGCAGCGUGUCCGCGCACGGCGGUGGAUCGCGCACGACCGCCAGCAGUGAUUCGAGCCGCAAGACACACUUCAGCAUUGCCGCCUCGAAACAAUCGCAGUUCCGGUCGACCUGGUCCACGUACACGCCACAGUCGCAGCUGGACAGCAGCUUCGUGUCGAACAUGCAGCGGCUGUUUUCGGAAAAGAUUGAAAUCUUUGCGCCGGUCGAGUUUUCCAAGGUGUCCAUCAUCACGGGCAUCAUCAAGAUCUGCCUGAAGACGCUGCUGGAGUGUGUGCGGUUGCGCACGUUCAGCCGGUACGGGUUGCAGCAGAUACAGGUGGAUGCGCACUAUCUGCAGAUGAACCUGUGGCGGUUCGUUAGUGAUGAGAACUUAAUACAUGUGCUGCUGGAUGAAAUCCUCGGCUCGGCUGUGCUGCGCUGUCUCGAGCCCAUCCUGAUGGAGCCCAAUGCGGUGGAAAUUAUCUGCGAAAGAAACUAAUCGACAGCCAUCGUCCAUCUGGUGGUGGUGGUGGUGGUUGUAGCUUUAUUUGUAACCAAUUCAUUCCAACUAUUCAAGUGAGAACGGUAUCGUUGUUCUUUUCCAUGGCUGUAUGUGUGUAAAAUAAAGCAAUUAUUUAAAUGCUUGUAACUUA
Anopheles stephensi (Asian malaria mosquito) is the source of this 2625-nucleotide messenger RNA. It is a transcript of the gene Vps51, whose product is annotated as vacuolar protein sorting-associated protein 51 homolog. The coding region runs from base 129 to 2471 and encodes 780 amino acids. The record is from RefSeq and is a predicted model, not a curated record. Gene Ontology annotation, biological process: retrograde transport, endosome to Golgi; Golgi organization; lysosomal transport. Lineage: Eukaryota; Metazoa; Arthropoda; Insecta; Diptera; Culicidae. Gene Ontology annotation, cellular component: GARP complex; membrane; EARP complex. The transcript is spliced from 3 exons.